Messenger RNA from Phanerochaete carnosa HHB-10118-sp, 729 nucleotides. RefSeq lists its product as uncharacterized. Gene Ontology annotation, biological process: protein acetylation. Gene Ontology annotation, molecular function: N-acetyltransferase activity. The transcript has 6 exons. The record is from RefSeq and is a predicted model, not a curated record. Bases 12 to 632 code for a protein of 206 amino acids. NCBI's taxonomy places the organism in Eukaryota, Fungi, Basidiomycota, Agaricomycetes, Polyporales, Phanerochaetaceae.
CCACACGCACGAUGCGAGCAAACGAGAACACAAUGCUUGUGGGCGGCCAGGUUGUUCUGGUGCCGUACAGAAAAGAACAUGUCGUCAAGUACCACGAAUGGAUGGCCUGUCCUGAGCUGCAGGAGCUCACUGCGAGCGAGCCUCUGACCCUGGAGGAGGAGUACGAGAUGCAGAAGAAGUGGCAGCUGGACGAAGACAAGCUGACAUUCAUUGUCUGUGCCCGAGAGAUCCCCGCCGCCGAAUCGCAGGAUCUCCGCAAUGCAUUAACCAUGAUCGGAGACGUCAACCUGUUCCUCAAAGGAGACAAAGAUGACCCUGAAUUUGAAGUCGAAGUCGAAAUCAUGAUCGCAGAGCCCGCAUACCGGAGACGCGGUUUCGCCUCUGCUGCGCUUCAGACGAUGCUCUCGUAUGCAACGGCGUCCGACUCCCCUUCUCCGCUCCCCGUACCCAAAGAACGGCUCGUCGUCCGCAUCGGUGAGAAGAACGAGGCGAGCAUAAGACUGUUUGAGAAGCUGGGAUUCGCGAUCACGAAGAGGGUGGCAGUGUUCGAGGAGAUUGAGAUGCGCUUCCAGCCAGAGAGUGAGCCAGGGAGCUGGGCAGCUGGUGAGAUUCGGCUGUACUCCAGCUCGUGAGCGCGAGCAUCUUCUGUUUCACUUUUCACAACGAGACUCCCCCAAGAGGGGCUCCUGCUGGGGCUCUAUUCCUGCUAUAGCUGCGCACCGUCGGGGC